AUUCUACUCUAUGGUCUGUGGCUUUCGGCUUUUGGCUUUUUGGUAAAACUUCUAAAAUACGGGAGUAUUUUAAUUUUUAAGAAAUUAGAUGAUCAAUAUUGGUCCUAUAGACGUUAAAUAGUGUUGCCUAAAGCUAGCAAGCUUUAACAAUAUCAUGGAGAACGAUAUUUUAGACUCGCUUAAUGAUUUGGGAUAUGAAGGGCCCCUUCAAGAUGAAGUGGCCUUUGCGAAGGCCCUAGACGGAGGGCCCAAGUCAUUAGAAUACACCAAGCUUGUACAUAUCUUAGCUGAAGAGUUGAAGAAGUUAUGCAACUUAGAAGAAACUGUUAACAUGAUGAAUAAUCAGGAUGAUUCCAGCUCUUUCCUCCUGGAGUUAAGUUCCUUUCUGAAGGAGCUGGGGUGCCCUUAUAAGAAAUUGGUGACAGGUCACAUGUCAUCUCGUCUUCAGAACAAAGAGGAUAAGAUCCUACUGCUUGAUUAUUUAGUAUCAGAGUUGAUGGCUGCUAGAAUGGUCAAUGUGGACUGCCCCAAGGAAAAGGGUUCUGGGAUGGAAAUUGUUAUGCAAGAAUCCCCCACUGCAAAGGAUCUGAAGGACAUUCUAAUAACUCUCAAAUUCAACAAACCUCCCCCAAAUAUCACUCCAGAGAUACUAUUUUCGAAAUUAGAAGCUAAACUUAAAGACACAAUACAAAAAGAAGGUGAACAGUUAGUAGGCAAGCCACUAUAUAACAAGGCUCUAUCGGAGAAGGAUUGGAAGAACCUCGAGACAGCUUUCACAGAAAUGUAUGAUGAGUACCGACUGAGAAGAGAGAUGCUUAUCACACGAUUGGAGUGUACCAUACAGAGUUUUGAAUGGUCAGACAGGCUCAAAGGUAAGAAAGAUUUAAUACAAUCAACGUACCGACCAAAAAGAGAGCCGUUGAAAGUGAAGCCUGAAGUGAAGUUCUCCGACUUCCUCGCAGCGAGGACUUCCCUGUUGCAGAUGGAGAAGACUUCUAGUGCCAGUGUAAGGAAGAAUACUCAGAGCGAAGUCAACAAAGUGAUGAUUGGCAGGGUCCCCGACCGAGGCGGGCGCCCCAACGAGCAACAGCCGCCGCCGCCGGAGAUGCCCUCCUGGCAACAGAGAUCUGCACCACAGGGUGGUCGCGGCGGUGGUCAAAAACGCGGCGGCGGCGGCUUCGGUGGUGGUCAGCAACGCGGCGGUGCUGGUGGUGGUGGCGGCAGGGGCGGCGGCAGGGUGCAGGGGGGUUACAACCAGAAUAAUGAUCAAAGGCCUCAAACAAGCCCAGCUGGUCAACAAAACUCGCGCAACUACCAAACCUACGAGGUACCACCCGGUGGUUACCAACAACAAUCAACCGGUUACCAAUCGCAGAAGAGCUUCGAAGGCAACUACAAUGGCAGCCGCAGUUACAACAACCAGCAACAGGGUUACAGUAGCAGCCAGGGUUAUAGCAAUAACCAGGGUUAUAGUAACAACCACGGUUACAACAACAACCAGGGUUACAGUAACAGUCAGGGUUAUAACAGUCAGCAAGGCGGUUACGAUAGUUCUGGUGGUUAUAAUCAAAGCAGUGGCGGAGGCUACAGGAGUCAGGGUGGGUACCAGGGAGGGCAGCAGGGGGGCUACCAGUCUCGCGGGGGGUAUCAGAACGAGCACGACGACCGAGACCGCCGCGGCCGGGGGGGUUACCGCGGACGACGUUGACACACGACGAUCAUAGUAGCCUUAUAGCGAACAAACAGGACAUCUUGUUCGGUUUGAUUAUAUUAUUUAUAUAAGGCUGCCUUUUGAACAGUUAGCAUGUAAUUAGAAUAAAUAAAUAAACAUGAUAUAGUGCGCGCAAGAUAAGUUUGCAUGUAGCCAAAAUCGGCACUAAUCAACAGUGUCGUGUAUCUCUAUCUAUCUCUUGGCGGGUAAAAGAGAUCACUACCGCUGGUAACAUAUUUGCACCGACAGUCGGGCGCAGACUUAUCUUGCACGCACUCUAAUUAAAAAGCAAAUUAACAUUUUUUUUUAUUUAUAAAGAACGCGUGUGAAUUGGCAUUGGAUGUUAUAGCGGUCAUGGGAUAUCAGGGGGGUUAAAAGUCUCGCAGGAGUUUUAGGGGGGGGGGUUACGAGUCUCGCGGGGUUAUAAGAACGUGAGAUGAUACGUACAUGAUGAGAGACCGCCGUGGCCAGGGGGGGGGGAGGUCACUGCUGCAUAUGUAGACAACCUAGAUAAAGCUGAUUGUAGCCUAGCGUUUAAUUUAUUUUUAUUCAAAAAAAUAUUGUUUAUUUCAGUAACACCAAUCGGUAAAUAAUUAAACGCUAGACUCUUCUUUUAAGACUUUAAAACUCCUGUGACAGUAUUUUUAUUUAUGUGAAAAGCUGUAUUUUGAAGUAACUGAUCGAUAUAGAGUGCAGUUAGAAUUGUUGUUAAAUAAAUAUGAUACAUUUGACUUAGGCAGGUCAUGGGGGCAGCCAGGGGGGGUUAAUAGUCUCGCAGGGAUAUGAGGGAGGGUUAUGGGAUCACUGGGCGUUGACCGUGAUGGACUGACAUUUGGUUAAUUUCUGUUAUUAUUAUUUACAAUUUUGCAUUUUGAAUACUUGGUUAGAUCCCAGUUGUUGUUUGUUUACUUUGACGACUGGAUUACCGUUUUAGUAAUAUAAAAAUUACUAAAUAUUAUAAUAACAAUUAUAUUUCCAUGUUGUAAUUGCAAUAAGUUGUAGAUAGAAUCAAACUGUCUCGUACUAAAUUAUGAAACUUUUUUAUAUUGCCCAAAAAUAGUUGAUAUUACAUGAAGUCGAAAAUCAUAAUAUAGUUGAAGGCAAACAAGUUUUCACAGCUCACAAAAAAAAAAAAAAGCUGUGAGCUUUGUGAGCUGUGAUAGCCCAGUGGAUAUGACCUCUGCCUCCGAUUCCGGAGGGUGUGGGUUCGAAUCCGGUCCGGGGCAUGCACCUCCAACUUUUCAGUUGUGUGCAUUUUAAGAAAUUAUAUAUCACGUGUCUCAAUCGGUGAAGGAAAACAUCGUGAGGAAACCUGCAUACCAGAGAAUUAGCUUAAUUCUCUACCUGUGUGAAGUCUGCCAAUCCGCAUUGGGCCAGCGUGGUGGACUACUGGCCUAACCCCUCUCAUUCUGAGAGGAGACUCGAGCUCAGCAGUGAGCCGAAUAUGGGUUGAUGACGUGAAACAAGUUUUUGUCCAUAAUAAUUGUAAACUAGUUAAUCGACUUAGACACUUGCUAGAUUAAAUUAUUUAGAUCAUAGUAAGUACUGAUAAUAAAUAAAUGAAUGAUAUCUCAAAUAUUGCAUAUUAUAAUGUUGUUUGAGCAAAAUAAAAUAAUCUUAAUUAUGAUGAGCUGCAUAGUGUAAAAAAUUGUGUUUUUUCAUAUUGUACUUUUACUAAGUAUUUAGUAUCUAAUAGAAAAAUGAAUAAAAAAUUUAAAAUAA
This is a messenger RNA of Bicyclus anynana (squinting bush brown), 3433 nucleotides long. RefSeq names its product protein FAM98A. Bases 155 to 1708 code for a protein of 517 amino acids. The transcript is spliced from 10 exons. Lineage: Eukaryota; Metazoa; Arthropoda; Insecta; Lepidoptera; Nymphalidae. Gene Ontology annotation, cellular component: tRNA-splicing ligase complex. The record is from RefSeq and is a predicted model, not a curated record.